Messenger RNA from Patiria miniata (bat star), 2287 nucleotides. Its product is annotated as WD repeat-containing protein 76-like. The coding region runs from base 114 to 2027 and encodes 637 amino acids. The transcript is spliced from 13 exons. Gene Ontology annotation, molecular function: DNA binding; protein binding. The record is from RefSeq and is a predicted model, not a curated record. Gene Ontology annotation, cellular component: nucleus. Lineage: Eukaryota; Metazoa; Echinodermata; Asteroidea; Valvatida; Asterinidae. Gene Ontology annotation, biological process: regulation of DNA damage checkpoint.
GUUGGACCACUAAGGUCAGUGACAUGACAUGUGGAAAUAAAGCGCGCGUGUUAUGGAAUAGCGCGCGCCCGAUUGAUCUUACAUAACAAAUUUCACUCGCAAUCCGUGCAGGAAUGUUAGGAACCGCAAAUUUCUACAAAUCCACUCCGAAAAUCAUGCCGAAAAUUCCGCAAACGAAGAGAGCGCCCAGUGCAGCAGUGAGUCCGGUGUCAAAGAAACGUAGGGUAAGGCAAAAUGUGGGUGUUUUGGUGGAGAGAAAUCAUGAUGGUUUGCAGUCGAACUCGAAACUUUGGACACCACAAGUUGUCGUUACGAAACUUUCGCCCAUGUCAUUGUCAAUGGGCAUGAUGGGAGAUCUAUGCACCGACAUGAUUGGCAGCAUCAGUGGAGAGGCAUCCGGGAAGAAAGUUGCCCACGGCAUCAAGCAUGAGAACGUCCUCCAGCCACAGAGAACAUCAGCUAGAAUCAAGUCCACCAAUGUCAGGAAAGAAGAAGUGGAAAUCAAGGAGGAAGUAAAAGAAGAAGAGGAGGAGGAGGAAGCGGAGGAGGCAGUGUUGCCUGGCAACCGUAUCCGUGACGAUGAAGAUUCAGAUGAAUCUGACGGGGAGAUGUCAGCAUACGAGAAGAAGCGACUACAGAACAUUCAGGAGAACGCCAAAUUUUUCGCUUCCCUGGGCAUUGCAAAGACCAAGGAAAAUAUGUCGCAAAAAUCUGCGAAAAAUGCUACAAAAGGCCUUAAAAGAGAAUUUAAAGAGAAAGAGGUCCUCCCCAGACGACCUCUUUCCUUGCGAAUCCGGCGGAUGGAUCCAGAGGGAGUGGCACUGCCUGAACUACCUGAGCCUGUCUACGCUGAAGAUCUUUACGCUCGGAAGCCAUCAGGUCCCUUUGACAUGGAGCCCAUCAACCUUGGCGAAGACGGUGGGGAGAAUUCGGCAUUGCGCCUGUUCAAAUCCAUCACGAGUCUCUCAAAGUCUCCAAACAAGUCGCCCAAGAAAGAAGUCCAGGAACCGGACCUUGCCACAUUCACAAAGACAUUGCAAAGUUUAAGUCUGGGUCCAGGAGGCUUCGCCAAGGUGACGAAAAAACGAAUUAGCUCGGUCGCCAUUCAUCCCUCUCCAUCCAAAAUCAUCGCCUGUGCUGGUGACAAAACAGGGGGUAUUGGUGCCUGGGACGUGGACUCUCAAGACGGUGAUGACGGUGUGUACCUAUUUCAGCCGCAUUCCCGUCCUGUCAGCUGCCUCCAAUUUGCCCAUGGCAACCCCACCAAGCUCUACUCCAGCAGCUAUGAUGGCACGGUCCGCUGUGGCGACUUUGAGAGGGGCAUCUUUGACGAGAUCCAUGCCACAGAUAUUGACGGGGACGUCUACUGCAGCUAUUUUGAUUUCCUGUCCCCUGACGGCGUGAAGCUGCUCGUGAGCCAAAACGCAAGGAGAGGAUAUGUUCAGGUGGUCGACUCCAGACUAAGAAGUAACGGUUCUAAUAUGUGUGGGUUUUGGCUGCAUGACCGAAACGUGAAAACUGUACACGUGCAUCCCACCAAGCCAGAGUACUUUGUGACAGGUUCCACUGACAGCACUGUAGCAUUGUGGGAUUUGCGGUCGCUCAAGGAACGUAGCAAGAACCAGUACAUCUCCUCAGUGACCCACGGCCGGUCCGUGUCUGGUGCGUACUUCUCCCCUAUCACUGGAAGCAAGGUGGUGACGACAUCAUAUGAUGACAGAAUUAGGAUUCUUCAGGUCGACGAGAGCGGAAACAUGGAAGUUCAGAAAGCAAUCAGACAUGACAAUCACACCGGCCGUUGGUUGACCACCUUCCGUGCGAACUGGCACCCGAGACGCGAAGACGUGAUCGUUGUUGGCAGCAUGGAAAAACCCAGAAGAAUUCAUUUGUUUGACGACCAGGGUCAUCUGCUACACAGUCUACUUGAUGAGGAGCUUGCAUCAGUCAGCUCCGUCAACGCCUUCCACCGGACCAGGGACGUUCUGGUCGGAGGCAACGCCAGCGGACGCCUCCACGUCUUCAUGUAGGCUAUAAGUCAAGAGAGGGGGCUGUUUGUAGACGUAUCCAACAACGGCAAUGAGAAGCCAGUCUUGGCGCAAGACGCUAGUAAUCGACAGUGAAUCUCGCAUAGUGCACCCGCAAAUAGCACAACCUUUAAACCAGCGCGCCUACGCGCUCUAGCAUCUAAGGCAAAGUUCGCGCAAGGACUAUAGUUGACCAAUGGUUAACUAACGUUUGCCCGAACUCUGUCUAGUCGACGGUGGUUGACUACGCUAGUCGACUAUUU